Linum trigynum is the source of this 1122-nucleotide messenger RNA. The record is from the annotation of a GenBank genome assembly. Lineage: Eukaryota; Viridiplantae; Streptophyta; Magnoliopsida; Malpighiales; Linaceae.
AUGAAGUCAGCGAUAUCGACAGCAUUCAACUCGAGCAAGCUUCAUCGCUACCCCUUCUCUUUCUCUCGCCUCUCCUUCUGCCACCGGGCAUCCGCCGCCGUUCACUUACCGGAGUUUCUCCAGCAAUCCGAUAAAAUUGACCGCGGUAGUUGUCUGAAUUUGAGGAGAAUUCACACGUCUUUCACUCCAGUCAUGGCUGCUUCCUCUUUCAAGCCGGAGCAAGCUAGGGCACCUCCGGCGCUUCCUUUGCCCACUCCUCCUGUCACCAAGUUUAACAUAGGGCUGUGCCAGUUGGCAGUGACAGCAGAUAAGCAGCAGAACAUCCAACAUGCUCGUAAAGCAAUUGAAGAAGCUGCCGCAAAGGGGGCUAAGCUCGUCGUCUUGCCUGAAAUAUGGAAUAGUCCGUACUCAAAUGCUAGUUUCCCAGUAUAUGCUGAGGACAUCGAUGCCGGUGGCCAGGCAUCUCCUUCAACGGCAAUGCUCUCUGAUGUUGCUCGGAGGCUGAAUAUUACAAUAGUUGGGGGCUCCAUACCUGAACGUUCCGGCGAUCAGCUUUACAAUGCUUGCUGUGUCUUUGAUGCUCAAGGAAAGCUAUUGGCCAAACACAGGAAGAUUCAUCUUUUUGAUAUUGACAUUCCUGGGAAGAUAACGUUCAUUGAAUCCGAGACUUUAACAGCUGGGGACACUCCAACAAUUGUGGAUACAGAAGUUGGGCGUAUUGGUAUUGGCAUUUGUUAUGACAUCCGGUUCCAGGAACUGGCAAUGAUAUAUGCUGCAAGAGGUGCACACUUGAUUUGCUACCCGGGGGCAUUUAACAUGACCACAGGACCUCUGCACUGGGAGUUACUGCAGAGAGGAAGGGCUGCAGAUAACCAGCUAUAUGUAGCAACUUGUUCACCUGCAAGAGAUGAGGGAGCUGGUUAUGUUGCUUGGGGGCACUCGACUCUAGUUGGACCUUUCGGAGAAGUUUUGGCUACUACAGAGCAUGAGGAAGCCAUAAUCAUAGCAGAGAUUGAUUACUCACUAAUUGAGCAAAGGCGGACGUUCCUCCCCUUGACAAAGCAGCGGCGAGGUGAUCUUUAUCAGUUGGUGGAUGUCGAAAGGCUAAACUCCAAGUCUUGA